UGCAGUGCCCGGCGAGCAGGUGGGGCAGCGUCCUUCCUUCCCCGCACUGCGGCCGGAGAGUGUCAAGCAGCCGGGUGCGGGUGAGAGGCGACCGAGGGAGGGCCCGUGUCCCUUCUGCUCUGCCAGGCUGUGCCUUGUCUGCUCUGGGAAACCAGCAUUUCCUUUUCCCCGCUCAUCACACACAGUAAGGAGUCUGAAGUAAAGAAGAAAGCAGGAUGUCUUCAGUAUCAUCUGAAUACAUAAUUGGUGGGGUGAAGAUUAACUUUCCUUGUAAAGCUUACCCAUCACAGCUUGCUAUGAUGAAUUCUAUUGUCAGAGGACUAAACAGUAGGCAACAUUGUUUGUUGGAGAGCCCCACAGGAAGUGGAAAAAGCUUAGCUUUGCUUUGUUCUGCCCUAGCGUGGCAGCAAGCUUUUGGUGAGAGGCCAGUGGAUGAGGCCUCGAGUAGAAAGGCUGAAGUGACGUCAUCAUGUUGUUGCACAUGCCAUACAAUGAAUUUUACACACAGUGACACGAGCCAAGAAACCUCACCUCAUUUCGGCUAUCCAAGCACCCCACCUUCUGAAAGAAAUGAGACUUCAUCAACUUGUCAAGACUCUCCUGAAAAAAGCACCCUGGCUGCAAGGUUAUCUGCCAAGAAACAGGCAUUCAUGCGCCAAGAUGAAAAUGAUGAUUUCCAAGUAGAGAAGAAAAGAAUUCGACCCCUAGAAACUGCGCAGCAGAUUAGGAAACGUCAUUGUUUUGAGAAGGAUGCCCACCGUUUGGAUGCACAAGGAGCUUCAGGACAGACUGUACAACCCAACUCUCCCUUAGGAAAGACAAACUCUUUUUCUCCACAAAAGCCCCCUGGCCACUGCUGUAGGUGCUCUUGUUCCACUAAACAAGGACACAGUCACGAGUCCUCAAAUACCGUUAAGAAGGACCAGGAGGGGAAAUCCAAGAGACCCAAAAUAUAUUUUGGGACGCGCACACACAAGCAGAUCGCUCAGAUUACUAGAGAGCUUCGGAAGACAGCGUACGCAGGCGUCCCAAUGACUAUUUUGUCCAGCAGGGAUCAUACCUGUGUCCAUCCCGAAGUCGUUGGUAACUUCAACAGAAAUGAAAAGUGCAUGGAAUUGCUGGAUGGAAAAGAUGGAAAAUCCUGCUAUCUGUACCAUGGAGUUCAUAAAAUUGGUAAUCAGCAAACCUUACAGACUCUUGGAGGGAUGUGCAAAGCCUGGGACAUAGAAGAGCUUGUCAGCCUAGGUAAAAAACUGAAGGCAUGUCCAUAUUACACGGCUCGAGAACUAAUAGAAGAUGCCGACAUAGUAUUUUGUCCUUACAACUACCUUCUAGAUGCACAAAUAAGGGAAAGUAUGGAUAUAAAUCUGAAAGAACAGGUUGUUAUUUUAGAUGAAGCUCAUAAUAUUGAAGACUGUGCUCGGGAGUCAGCAAGUUACAGUGUGACAGAAGUUCAGCUUCGUUUUGCUCGAGAUGAACUGGACAGUUUGGUCAACAGUAACAUAAGGAAGCCACACCAUGAACCCCUACGAGCCAUGUGCUAUAGCUUCAUUAAUUGGCUAGUCGCAAACUCUGAGCAUCUUGUAGAAAGGGACUAUGAAUCUUCUUGUAAAAUAUGGAGUGGAAGUGAAAUGCUCUUAAAUUUACAUAAAAUGGGCAUCACUACUGCUACUUUUUCCAUUUUGCAGGGACAUUUUUCUACAGUUCUUCAAAAAGAAGAAAAAGUUUCAAUUUACGGGAAAGAGGAGGCUAUCGAAGUACCUAUUCUGAGCGGUUCAACUCAAAUCAUGCUCAAAGGACUCUUUAUGGUGCUUGACUAUCUUUUUAGGGAAAACAGCCGAUUUGCAGAUGAUUAUAAAAUUGCUAUUCAACAGACAUACUCUUGGACAAAUCAUAUUGCUACUUCGGAUAAAAGUGGGACUUUGGCUGUCCUACCAAAAAAUAAGAAACGUUCGCGACAGAAAAUUGCAGUUCACGUGUUAAACUUUUGGUGUUUAAAUCCAGCUGUGGCCUUUUCAGAUAUUAAUAACAAAGUACGGACCAUUGUUUUGACAUCUGGCACAUUGUCACCUAUGAAAUCUUUUUCAUCAGAACUUGGUGUUACAUUUACUAUCCAACUGGAGGCUAAUCAUGUCAUCAGUAACUCACAGGUUUGGGUUGGUACUAUUGGUUCAGGCCCUAAAGGUCGGAAUCUUUGUGCUACCUUCCAGCAUACUGAGACAUUUGAGUUCCAGGAUGAAGUGGGAAUGCUUUUGUUAUCUGUGUGCCAAACUGUGGGCCAAGGAAUUUUGUGUUUUUUGCCAUCUUACAAGUUAUUAGAGAAAUUAAGAGAGCGUUGGCUUUACACUGGCUUGUGGAAUAAUUUGGAGUCAGUGAAGACUGUCAUCGUAGAGCCACAAGGAGGAGAAAAGACUGAUUUUGAUGAGUUAUUGCAGACAUACUAUGACGCUAUCAAGUACAAAGGAGAGAAAGAUGGAGCCCUUCUCAUCGCAGUGUGUCGUGGCAAAGUGAGCGAGGGUCUGGAUUUUGCAGAUGACAAUGCGCGUGCUGUCAUUACAAUAGGAAUUCCUUUUCCAAAUGUGAAAGACCUGCAGGUUGAACUAAAACGACAAUACAAUGACCGCUACUCAAAAUUAAGAGGCCUUUUGCCGGGCCGCCAGUGGUACGAAAUUCAAGCAUACAGGGCCUUAAACCAGGCCCUAGGAAGGUGCAUUCGGCACAAGAAUGACUGGGGAGCUCUUAUACUAGUGGACGAUCGCUUCAAUAAUAACCCAAAUCGCUAUAUAUCUGGGCUCUCUAAGUGGGUGAGACAGCAGAUUCGGCAUCAUGCGACGUUCGCAAGUGCACUGGAGUCCUUGACUGAGUUUUCUAAAACACACCAAAAAACCACUGACGUACCCAAAAAGGAGAAAAAGUGUAUGGAGGACAGUGAGUCUGCUCUUGAAGCAACCUGUUUAGAAGACAGUGCUCCUCCAUGCUUAUUGGAAACAGCAAGUUGUCUGUCAGCAGAAAAGCCCAGGGAAGAGCAAGCGGCAGAACUGUGUGACCAGGAGCUACAGAGUCCUAAAAUGAUUACUAAAGGUCCAUCACUACUGAGUGAAGUCACUUCUAGCAAGGAAAAAAAUGAUCCAGUGUUACUGGAAGAGCCAGUCCAGGCAAUGAAAACAGAGAAAAUUGGGAUUUCCAGAUCCUUAAGCCCAACUUUUGAAAAACAAACUCUGGUUAGCAGGUCUGGCUUUAAUUUUUGGGGACAGUAUCGUACUGGUAGAACACAGACUAUCACACCUAAGCAGAAGUCAGCAGAGAGGCGCGCUUCUAGUUUUUCCAUUUUCCAAGCAGAAAAAACGGUAAAUGAAACUGUCUCUCCGCUCGCUGGCAAAUGCAAGUCCUGGGAUCUAACAGUCAACGGACGAUGGGCUGGGCCGCCGCGCGCCGGGUCCACAAGCGCAGGUGCAUCAGAAAAGGAUGCUGCUCGCCCUGCGCAGGCGGGUCCUGCCCCGCAGCCGCCCUGCCGCCGGAACGCCCAAGUCCCCGAGGUCGAGGCCUCUCUCAUACGCAACGGGGACGAAUGUUCCAGGGCAGAUCUUAAAGCUACUGAAACAGAGGCAGAGGAUGACUCUGUAUAUUUCACCCCCGAACUUUUUGAUCCUGUAGAUACGGGUGAAGGAAGCAGUGACCCGGUUGGAACGGAUAGAUCCAGCCAUAACUCGGGCUGCGUUUCGGACGAAGACCUCUUUGAAAGUGGACCUGCGAAUGGAGUGGGUUCAGCCCGCACGGGAAGCUGAGCAGAGACAGGCGCGUUGACGAUGAUAAAGUUGAUGGCAGUGACGAUAAUAAACAGGGGCUGGAGCUGAGGGGAAACACGCAGAACAAUGAAUGUAAGCAGUAGAGAUUCCCCUUCCUGUUCCUUAAUAAUACUGCCAAGCUGUCAAAACAUGUUAUGCCGGUGUUAAGCCCUGCUGUAAAUAGUAAUUUAUAUAUUGGACCACCGUGGUACACUUUAAAAAUUUUCAAGAUAUAUAUAGUUUUCUAUUCAUUGUUUUUAGAUCUAUUUUGUGUUUGGAAACAUAAGUUUUGUGAUUCAUGUCAAGUAUUUCCCUCCUCCUAAGCCUUAGCUAACUGGCAAUUGAAGAUUAAUCAUUUUGAAAUAUAGUUUCCUAAGGCA
Molecule: messenger RNA, 4165 nt
Organism: Jaculus jaculus (lesser Egyptian jerboa)
Lineage: Eukaryota; Metazoa; Chordata; Mammalia; Rodentia; Dipodidae
Gene: Brip1
Product: BRCA1 interacting helicase 1
Exons: 20
Coding region: 216-3785 (1189 amino acids)
Biological process (GO): nucleotide-excision repair; double-strand break repair involved in meiotic recombination
Cellular component (GO): nucleus
Molecular function (GO): DNA helicase activity; DNA binding; hydrolase activity, acting on acid anhydrides, in phosphorus-containing anhydrides
Source: RefSeq, a predicted model, not a curated record